GAUUCGAUUCAAUCCGAUUCAAACGCAUUUACCAUCCAAUAAAGAUAAGAUGUACUUGAAGAAAUUGGAGCAGAGAACAUGGACCCCAACAAUGGAAUCUAUACUAAACGAAUCGUUUUCUUGACUACGAUGGAUUCCUUCUCCUUGUAGAAAUCGUUCAAUUUGUCUCAUCAUUCAUAAUGCAUCCAAAAGCAGGCGCUUAGUUCAUCCCUCUUUCACUUCAAUUGCUCGAUUUUGCAAUGGAUCCCAACCCUAAGAAGUUCCCAAUUCUAUCAUAUGUAAUGGCUAAAAUCCCCAGUGUCAGUCGUUCUCAGUCGCCGGAGUUUGACAUCGAACAACCACGGCCGACGGUUCCUUCCACAUCUGAACCGGAACCCUACUUCGAACUCGCUGAACGCAUGCCUUACUUGAACGAUCCUGAACUUAUUGCUUCCAUGCGUGCAGCUGUCGCCGAUGUAUCUCGGACACGAUCUGUACUGAAAACCCUAGGUGAGUGUCCUGAUCAUGAAUUGAUCGAUAUCGCCAGGUCACGACUUGCUGAGAUCGAAGAAAGCUUGGUUAAUCAGCUUGAUGAGGUUGCGCUGUCUGAUGCGGAUGCGGUGGAGGUGGACAAGCGGAAGAAGGCGGAAGAGAUGGAGAUGCAGUCGUUUAAGGCUAUGAUUUCUUUGUAUGAGAUGCAUCAAUCAUAUGAGAAGAUGUUGAGUAUGGCGGAGAAGAGGCUUGAGAAGCUUUAUGAGGAAGCGAAGAAGGGAGGAAAAUCGGUUGCGGUUGAUGAUCAGGGGAGUUCUAGCGAGGUUCCAACUGUAGAGGAUGAUGUUAAGGAUGAAGUGGUUGCCAUUCUGAAGGAUGCGUUAGAGAAGGAUCUAGAAAGGAUCGAUUUAUCAGAUAGGCGGUUGCCGUUUCUUCCUGAAGCCUUUGGGAAGCUUCGUAUGUUGGUUUCUCUUAAUCUAUCUUCGAAUCAACUUGAGGUUAUUCCCGACUCAAUUGCUGGACUUGAGAGCCUUGAGGAGCUUAAUGCUUCUUCCAAUCUUUUGGAAUCUUUACCUGAUUCCAUUGGGUUAUUGCUGAAGUUGAGGAUUUUAGAUGUUUCUAGCAACAAGCUCGCUUCCUUGCCCGACAGCAUUUGUCACUGCAGGUCAUUGGUAGAACUUGAUGCUAGCUUCAAUAAGCUAACAUAUCUACCCACCAAUCUCGGCUACGAACUUGUGAAAUUGAAGCGCCUUUCGGUCCCUUUAAACAAGCUGCGCUCGCUUCCCACCUCUAUCGGUGAAAUGGAAUCUCUUCAGUUUCUAGACGCGCACUUCAACGAACUCCGAAUCCUGCCAUCAUCCAUCGGCAGGCUUUCGAAGCUCGAGAUUCUUAAUCUUAGCGGUAACUUCAGCGACCUUACAUCACUUCCCUUCACAAUUGGCGAUUUGACCAGCCUCAAAGAACUUGAUGUCAGCAACAACCAGAUACACGAACUUCCCGUCACCUUAGGCCGCCUCGAGAAUCUUGCGAAGCUGAAUGUGGAAGAAAACCCGUUAGUGGUUCCUCCUAAAGAAGUGGUGAAUGAAGGAAUCGAAGCGGUGAAGGUGUUCUUGGCGAAGAGGUGGCUCGAUAUGUUAGUAGCGGAGGAGGAAAAUUGCAAGUCGGCUGAGGUUGACCAACCACAGGGUGGUUGGUUAACUCGUAGCACCUCGUGGUUGACCACCGCUGUUGCUGGUGCCGCUGGAACUGUUGGCGGAUAUUUGGGCGGUGGAGGUGGAGGUGGAGGUGGAGGGAACACAAACACAAAGACAGACCCUUACCUCGAUCAACAACUAUGAUCAGGUUACUAGUUCAAGUCUCCUCAGGGCCAUUGGGGAUUUUCAUGGCUCCUCUGGGCCAUGGGGGAUUUUACUGGCUGCUCUGCUUUGGGCCACUGAGGAUUUUUCUUAAUGUUUUGGGUCACUGAAUAUUUUCUGGACUGUGAGAUAUUUUUGACUCUUAUAUUCAUGGGUUUUUUUUUGGUGGUUUGCAGGCAGGAAGAGAAACUAUACAUAGGAUAGUGGUGGUGUUUUUGCAAGCAUAUGGUGAUGGAAAGACUUCAUCUUGUAGCACUUCCCAUUGGUUAAAACAAAAUAAGUUGGGAUUGUUGUAUUUUGGGUUAUGAUAUUUUUUUAUGUAAAAUAGACAUUUCAUGAAAUGGUUUGUAUUCUUUAUUCUCU
This is a messenger RNA of Cynara cardunculus var. scolymus (artichoke), 2189 nucleotides long. Its product is annotated as plant intracellular Ras-group-related LRR protein 1-like. The record is from RefSeq and is a predicted model, not a curated record. The transcript has 3 exons. The coding region runs from base 240 to 1808 and encodes 522 amino acids. Gene Ontology annotation, molecular function: protein binding. Lineage: Eukaryota; Viridiplantae; Streptophyta; Magnoliopsida; Asterales; Asteraceae.